Penicillium robsamsonii is the source of this 461-nucleotide messenger RNA. RefSeq lists its product as uncharacterized. Lineage: Eukaryota; Fungi; Ascomycota; Eurotiomycetes; Eurotiales; Aspergillaceae. The record is from RefSeq and is a predicted model, not a curated record. The transcript has 2 exons. Bases 33 to 461 code for a protein of 142 amino acids.
ACCCGCGCACCGGGCGGGUACGUCGAUCCUGGAUGGGGACAAAAAAAAAAGGGCCAAAACUAAGAGGAAAAUGCGCAAUAGAACAGAAAAAGCAAGGGAAAAGAAAAAAAAAAAGCAAAAAGUUAAAUGCUGGAAAGAAUGACAAUAAUACUCAAUUAGGAGCGUGGAGAUCCCUCCGGACUCCAUCCGUUAUCAGUCCGGAGCCUCGUUGUCCUCCGUGUGGCAUUCCCUUUUCUAUCCGAGCUCCUUCAGAUUUGGGAAUCCUUGAGGAGAUUUUCCAGGCCAAGGCAAUAUUGUGUGAGUUCGGGUCUGGCCGCGACCGUCCCUUUCAGCCCACACCCCCUUGCUACAUGGGACUUAAAACAGUCCCGGUUCUCGCGACUCGUCACUGGCUGUACUACAUCCAACACGGUGUGAGUCAUGACGUGCUCACGUCUCAGCUCGAGGAAUAUCCAAGCUGA